Messenger RNA from Arachis stenosperma, 1650 nucleotides. Its product is annotated as ATP-dependent DNA helicase PIF1-like. The coding region runs from base 1 to 1650 and encodes 549 amino acids. NCBI's taxonomy places the organism in Eukaryota, Viridiplantae, Streptophyta, Magnoliopsida, Fabales, Fabaceae. The transcript has a single exon. Gene Ontology annotation, molecular function: DNA helicase activity. Gene Ontology annotation, biological process: telomere maintenance; DNA repair. The record is from RefSeq and is a predicted model, not a curated record.
AUGGUGGAUGAUUAUCCAUCAACCAGCACCACAACAGCCUUAGUGUUCACAAAUCGACUACUCAGGGAUAUAAAUGAUAUACUUCUUCAGCACGGAAAACAGAUUACACAAUACGAUUUGCCAGCUCUAACUCAUGAAAAUGACAAUGACAACUCGAUACCCAGAGUUAUCCAAGAAGAACUGUCUGUCGAAGUACCCCGGGAAGACCUAUGUUCCGUAACAAGAUUGAACAAUGACCAGUCUAAAGCUUUCAAGUGCAUUAUGAAUAGAAUUGAUCGAAGAGAAAGUGGAGUGUUCUUUGUUGAUGGGCCAGGAGGAUCAGGCAAAACAUUUCUUUACAGAGCUAUAAUUGCAGAAUUGAGAAAUAAGGGUCAUAUUGUCUUGGUAACUGCAUCAUCAGGAAUCGCCGCAACAUUAUUGCCUGGGGGUCGAACAACUCAUUCUAGGUUUAAGAUCCCAAUUAAUGCAGAACCAUCAUCCAUUUGCAACAUAAGCAAACAAUCAGAUCUUGCAAAGCUGAUUAGACAAACAACGGCAAUCAUCUGGGAUGAAGCACCUAUGGCAAAUAAAGAAUCGGUGCAAUCAUUAGACCGCACUCUGAGAGAUUUAUUAGCAAACGAUAUGCCAUUUGGAGGAAAAGUGAUGGUGAUGGGAGGAGAUUUCCGCCAAGUACUGCCUGUGGUACCGAAAGGUAGUAAGUCACAAAUGAUUUCAGCUUCUAUAGUUAAGUCUCAUUUAUGGGCUUCCACUAAAAUUCUCCAUUUGCGACAAAAUAUGCGAUCUUCUAAUGAUCAUGUUUUUGCUGAGUAUCUUAUGCGCAUUGGUGAUGGAAUUGAGCCCACCAUACAUGAAGACUUUGUACGGAUACAAGCAAAUAUGGCAAUUCCAUGGGAGGGUGAAACAUCGUUGCACAAGUUAAUAGAAGAAAUAUUUCCAAACUUACAAUCUCAUGGGUGGGACGCUUCUUACAUGGUAGAAAGGGCAAUAUUGACGCCAAAAAAUCAUGAUGUGCAACAGCUUAAUGAUAUAAUUAUCAACCAGUUUCCAGGAGAAGAACGAAAUUUAGUCUCAUUUGAUGAGGUAGAAGGAGAUGCUAAUAAUUUAUAUCAACAAGAAUAUCUUAACUCAGUUUCUACAGGCGGGUUGCCACCUCAUGUGUUGAAGGUAAAAAGAGGUGCACCUUUGAUGUUAUUGAGAAACAUAGACCCUAAGGCCGGCUUAUGCAAUGGUACAAGGUUACUAUGUCGUGGAACUUUUCAAAACAUGUUGGACGUAGAAAUUUUAACCGGUCAUCACUGUGGAAGAAGAGCUUUCUUGCCUCGGAUAAAACACAAAACAACAGAAAAUUCAGGACUGCCAUUUAUACUUAUCCGGAAGCAAUUUCCUGUAAGGUUGAGUUUUGCAAUAACAAUAAACAAAUCACAAGGACAGACCAUUCCUAAAGUAGGGAUCUAUCUCCCUAAACAUGUAUUUAGCCAUGGCCAAUUAUAUGUUGCUCUGUCUCGAAGUAUUUCUCAGUCAACUACAAAAAUUUUAGUCAAAGAAGGAAAAAUAGAUGGAACAAGUAGAAAAUUUACCAGAAAUGUAGUUUUCAAAGAAAUAUUGUUACCUUCCUCACAGGUAAUUUAUGUUCUUAGUAAGUAUGUGUAG